Messenger RNA from Sphaerodactylus townsendi, 4320 nucleotides. It is a transcript of the gene JAK1, whose product is annotated as Janus kinase 1. Gene Ontology annotation, cellular component: cytosol; membrane; cytoskeleton. NCBI's taxonomy places the organism in Eukaryota, Metazoa, Chordata, Lepidosauria, Squamata, Sphaerodactylidae. Gene Ontology annotation, biological process: cytokine-mediated signaling pathway; tyrosine phosphorylation of STAT protein; hemopoiesis. Gene Ontology annotation, molecular function: cytokine receptor binding; ATP binding; non-membrane spanning protein tyrosine kinase activity. The transcript is spliced from 27 exons. Bases 497 to 3961 code for a protein of 1154 amino acids. The record is from RefSeq and is a predicted model, not a curated record.
UUUUUUAAAAAAAAUUCUAUCACAUCACAUGGCAGCGUGCGAGAGAUAUAAUAAAAACAGAAAAAUGGCGACAGUCACGUUGUGGCGAGUCUAUUGCUGCGUCAUUAGAUAAUCUUCAUGCAAAGAUCGCUAAGAACAAAGAAAAAAAAGAGGGGGUAGAAGACGCGGCUGGAAAGAAUCCUGGCACCGCUCCCUUCCAGUCAAGUGAUUGUAAAUAUAGCCUGGAUGUUGUUUACAUGAAACAUCUAGAGGGAGGAGCCGACGGAGGAGGAGGAGGAAGAGGAAGACGGAGGAGUCUCCAGGCUGGCUGGGUGUUGCUUGGUUAUCUGCUGGUAUCACAUAACCAGAUGGGAACAAGAACACUGGUAAAAGUUUUAGGACGUAGCCAAUGGAAAACAUGACAAUGGACUCCACUGCUGGACAGCCAGGACUGAAUGAAUUUUGGAUUUUUUGACGAGACCAUUCUGCUGGCUUGGAGGAUUGGACAUUCAUAUAAAUGCCGUAUAUAAAUGUAAAAGAAGACUGCAAAGCUAUGGCUUUCUGUGCAAAAAUGAGAAGCUCCAAGAGAAAUACAGAACUGAAUACAGAUGCUCAAGAGCAAGGACUGGAAGUAGCAUUCUAUUUACAGGAGAAGCUUUCUCUUCGGUUUACAUAUGGCAGGUACACAGCAGAGGACCUUUGCAUUGAAGCUGCCCGAAAAUGCUCUAUAUCUCCACUGUGCCAUAAUCUAUUUGCACUCUUUGAUGAAAAAAGAAAUUUGUGGUAUGCACCAAAUCACAUCUUCCAAAUAGAGGACAAAACGGUACUCCGUGUUCAUUAUCGUAUGAGGUAUUACUUUACUAAUUGGCAUGGGACAAAUGAAAACGAACCCUCUGUUUGGAGACAUUCUCCAAAGAAAUCAAAGAACCCAUAUGAGAAGAAACAGGUGCAAGAAGGCACACCUCUCCUUGAUGCAAAUUCACUAGAAUAUAUUUUUGCACAGGGGCAAAAUGAUUUGGUGAGAUGUUUUGCACCUGUUCGAGACCCUAAAAACGAUCAGGAGGUUCAUGAAAUUGAGAAUGAAUGCUUGGGCAUGGCUGUCCUUGCUAUCUCUCACGAUGCAAUAAAAAAGAACCUGAAGCUGUCAGAACUUCUCAAAGAUGUAAGCUACAGACGAUAUAUUCCUGAAACUUUAAACAAGACCAUUAGACAAAGGAACUUCUUAACCCGGUUACGGAUAAACAAUGUUUUCAAAGAUUUCCUGAAGGAAUUUAACAACAAGACCAUUUGUGACAGCAGUGUUUCACCACAUGAUCUGAAAGUGAAAUACUUGUCAACAAUGGAAACAUUAACAAAGAAUUAUGGAGCAGAAGUAUUUGAGACCUCUUCAUUGCUGAUUUCAUCAGAGAAUGAGAAAAGCUUUAACUUGAAUGACUCUGACACACUUCCACAGUAUGAAGUUAUGGUAACAAGCAAUCAUGGAAUCCAGUGGAGGCUCAAACCUCAUGUUGUCCAAAAUGAGAAAGAAAAACCCAAAAUCAAGAGAAAAAAGUCAGCCAGCAAAGUCAAGAAAAAUGAAGAAAAAAAUAGGAAAGAGGUGUGGAACAAUUUUUCCUACUUUCUUGAAAUCACUCACAUUGUGAUCAAGGACUGCGCAGUCUGUACUUACCGGCAAGACAACAACAGGAUGGAACUUGUACUCUCUUCCCAUGAAGAAGCUCUGUCAUUUGCUGCUUUGAUAGAUGGAUACUUUAGACUUACUGCAGAUGCCCAUCACUAUCUCUGCACAGAUGUUGCUCCACCUUUGAUAAAGCACAACAUUAAAAAUGGAUGCCAUGGACCCAUUUGCACAGAGUAUGCUAUGAACAAGCUAAAGCAGGAAGGCAAUGAGGAAGGGAUGUAUGUCCUAAGGUGGAGCUGUACAGACUUCAACAAUAUUCUCUUAACGGUGACAUGUAUUGAAUACUCACAGCAAAUCUUAAAUCCUCCCAAGCAGUACAAAAACUUUCAGAUUGAAAUGAAGAAAGAUGGAUGUGUCUUGCAUGGGUCUGAUAAGCUCUUUCCAACUCUGACAGAGCUAAUGGAUCACUUGAGAGGACAGAUUCUUAGGACAGACAAUAUAGUUUUCACUCUCAAGAGAUGCUGUCAGCCAAAACCAAGAGAAAUCUCCAAUUUAUUAGUGGCUACAAAGAGAUCCCAAGAAUGGCAGCCAGUGUGUCCACCUGGUCAGCUAAGUUUCCAUAGAAUCCUCAAAGAUGAAAUAAUCCAAGGUGAACACCUUGGUAGAGGAACAAGGACACAGAUCUACUCAGGCAUUCUUAACUAUAAGGACGAUGAAAGUUAUCAAGCUGAAAAGGAAAUAAAAGUUCUCCUUAAAGCCUUGGAUCCUAGUCACAGAGACAUUUCUCUGGCAUUUUUUGAAACGGCAAGCAUGAUGAGGCAAAUUUCCCACAAACACAUUGUCCUUCUUCAUGGAGUUUGUGUCCGUGAUGUAGAAAACAUUAUGGUGGAAGAGUUUGUUGAAUUUGGGCCUCUGGAUCUCUUUAUGCACCGCAACAGUGAUCUGCUAACAACACCUUGGAAAUUCAAAGUAGCCAAACAGUUGGCAAGUGCUUUGAGCUAUCUGGAGGACAAGGAUUUGGUACAUGGAAAUGUGUGUACAAAAAAUAUAUUGUUGGCAAGGGAGGGAACUGACAAUGAAUACGGACCUUUCAUAAAAUUGAGUGAUCCAGGAAUUCCAAUUACAGUACUAUCUAGGCAAGAAUGUGUUGAACGUAUCCCAUGGAUUGCACCCGAAUGUGUUGAAGACUCCAAGAACUUAGGCAUAGCAGCAGAUAAGUGGAGCUUUGGCACAACGCUGUGGGAAAUCUGCUACAAUGGAGAGGUUCCACUCAAAGACAAGACAUUGGCAGAGAAGGAGAGGUUUUAUGAGGGACAUGCCAUGCUCCCAACUCCAUCUUGCAAGGAGCUAGCUGAUCUGAUGAAGCAGUGCAUGCACUAUGACCCCAACCGGAGACCAUUCUUUAGAGCAAUUAUGCGUGACAUCAACAAAUUAGAAGAACAAAAUCCUGAUAUUGUCUCGGAGAAAAAGCCUGCUGCAGAGUUUGAUGCCAGCAAUUUUGAAAAACGUUUCUUGAAGCGGAUUCGUGACUUAGGAGAGGGUCACUUUGGCAAAGUUGAACUCUGCAGGUAUGAUCCUGAAGGUGACAAUACUGGAGAGCAAGUCGCAGUAAAGUCACUGAAACCAGAGUGUGGUGGGAACCAUAUUGCUGACCUCAAGAAAGAAAUUGACAUUUUGAAGAAUCUUUAUCAUGAAAAUAUUGUGAAAUACAAAGGAAUCUGCACUGAAGAUGGUGGAAAUGGCAUUAAACUUAUUAUGGAGUUUCUUCCUUCUGGGAGCUUGAAGGACUAUCUCCCCCGAAACAAGAACAAGAUCAGUUUGAAGCAACAACUGAAAUAUGCUGUCCAAAUCUGUAGGGGAAUGGACUAUUUGGGACUUCAACAAUAUGUUCAUCGUGACUUAGCAGCCAGAAAUGUCUUAGUUGAAAAUGAGCAGAAAGUAAAAAUUGGAGAUUUUGGGCUCACUAAAGCAAUAGGGACUGAUAAGGAAUACUACAAAGUCAAUGAUGAUCGAGACAGUCCUGUUUUUUGGUAUGCCCCUGAAUGCUUACUUCAGUGCAAGUUCUACAUUGCUUCAGAUGUCUGGUCUUUUGGAGUGACCCUCUAUGAAAUACUGACCUAUUGUGAUGCUGACUGCAGUCCAAUGACAGAAUUCUUGAAGAUGAUUGGCCCAACUCAAGGCCAGAUGACAGUCACACGGCUUGUCCGCAUAUUAACAGAAGGCAAACGUUUGCCAUGUCCAAAAAAUUGCCCAGACGAGGUUGAUCAACUUAUGAGGAAGUGUUGGGAAUGCGACCCAGGUGAACGGACAACCUUUCAAAACCUGAUUCAAGGAUUUGAAGCACUUACAAAUAAGAUGUAAUUCAACAUUUUUGUACUGCUGCCACCUAAGUGAAAGUAUAUAUGGCAUUUUAUUAUUUGUUCUAAUUUGUAUUUUAAUUAUGCUAUGUUGAGAUGGUUUCUUUGUCCAAGAAGUUUUUCCUCUGAACACAUUCAAAACUUUUGCUAAGCACUUUGCUGCUGCAAAUAUAUAUGCUGCUCUUACAAUUAUAAUAGUUCUGCCAGUAAAGAUCUGAGAGGCAUGAAGAAACUUCCAGCACUGGUGAUGGUAUCUUUUGAGCAGCGUAUUUUUUUUGAUGCACUUGUCUUAAACCAAGGGCUUUUAAAGAUUUGCUUGUACACAACUUGAGUCAUAUUGGACAAAUAAAUUCAAAGAAGCCA